ACCGACAUUGUUGUCAGUGCCCCGAACAAUACUUCUGUAUUUUUUUGAAUUUUAUUUUUCUACUUGUUUAUUGCCUCAUUUCGAGAAUGCAAUUAAGACAUUAUCCUGUCUGCUAUGCUGGGAUAUUCAUACUGCUUUACAUGGCUCUAAGUAGUUCGUUUGCAUCGGCAGCGGGAUCCUUACCUUCCAUUGCAACCAAGACACCGACCCACUUUCAUUCCACAACCACAUACUCGCAACCAACAGCGCUGGUCGCUUUGGUGAAACGGGACGAUGGUCAUGAUGACAAGACGAAGGAUGCAGAUGAUGACAAGAAAAAGCAUAAUGACGGUGACAAGACCAAGAUCACCAGCCCAACUGAAGCCAAAAAGCGUACCAGUAUUGUGAGAACAGAAUCUGACCAUGGUGGAGGGUCCACAGUCGUUGAAAGCGUCACCACCAUUAUUAUUAUCACGAGCGAUUCCCCGGAUCAAGUCUACCACGACAUGGGUGAUAACGGCACUUAUGCUCGCCAGCGAGAACCGUCUUCCGAAAGUCCUAUAUCAGAUCCCAAUCAGGAACGCGACCAGCAGCGCCUGGAAACCGAUCAGCAUAAUCUGCAUACCUUACUGGUCGUGGCAUCAACCAUUGGCGGCACCUGUGCCGUUGCCGUCAUGGUGACCUUGAUUCUUGUUAUUCGGAAACGGUCGCUUAAAAGGCAAAACCAAAAAGACGACAUUGAGCCUUCUGGCAACGAGAAUGCUCACGGUCCUUCCGGUUACGAACUCACCACUUAUCCCAGUAAUCGUGUCGGCCCCGGUGGUCAUGCAGGUGUUCCAAAUACGUUCUAUGGUCCCAACGAAGCUGAUAUGCCGCACCUUUCCACAUUACCCAUGCCAUCGGCUCCACCUGCCCCAUCUGAGCUGAUUGGGACCAUAUCACCUUUUGACGACCAGCACGCAGUGGCUGUAUCGAAUUACGGCAGCCACUCCAUCCAUUCGCCCAUUGUACCGGACGAUACGAUUGUCACCCCUUCCGCACCGUCAGCCAAAGAAUUCACCGAUGUGCAAGAGACUCGAAUGAAUUGUGGGGAAAGUUCGUCAGCGGCCGGAGUUUCGCCACGUUCACCAUGUCCUCACUGCGACAUGCACUCGCCACAAUUUACCGACUUGCCUAAUGUACCACCACCCGCAUAUACGCCCAGUGCGCCACCUUUUUAUGCGUUACCCUUACCCUCUCAACAACAGUCCUUUGAUGAACGUCAUCACUAGACUUUAGACCUGCAUUGCACUUGGUAUCUUCCCAUUUUUUAUUUUGUUUAUCCCAGAAAUCUCCAUUCCAUCAACCUAUUCUAUGCCCUUUUUUCUC
Messenger RNA from Radiomyces spectabilis, 1347 nucleotides. RefSeq lists its product as uncharacterized. The transcript has a single exon. Bases 87 to 1250 code for a protein of 387 amino acids. The record is from RefSeq and is a predicted model, not a curated record. NCBI's taxonomy places the organism in Eukaryota, Fungi, Mucoromycota, Mucoromycetes, Mucorales, Radiomycetaceae.